AUGCAGAGAAAAGAAACGACGCCACCCACGGCGGCAGAGCGUUUGCGUGCGGCGCGUCGGCGGGAAGCCGCGGCUCUCUACGAGCAGUCGUUUGAGCGCCGCUGCCGCAGCUUUGUUCGAGACUUUCCGCUCUCGGGAAGCGUGCCGAGCGCCGCCUUGUCUAUUGGCCGUAGCGGGCAGGUGUACGAGGGCGAUGUGUCGCUGGUGCAGCGGCUCAUUCAGGGCGAGUUUCAAGCACUGCAAAACACAAAAAUACAGAGCCGCAGCAGCACCGGCACCGUUGCUCAUGACAAGCCGCCAGCUGGUGGCACUGCAACUAAAAGUACCGUGACGGACGGCACGCCCACACCCAUCACGUACUUUGAGAGGCCGCUGAAGGUCCUCAGCACCAAGUGGAACGGCGACGACAUCUCACGGCGGCCUGGCUGGUGCAAGUACCGUGCAGCUACGCACAGAACGGCCAUAAAAUCAUCUGUGGACGGUACCAACAUCGCGACGCGGCAACCGUCGCUACUGAUCCGCUCUUCCUCCGCAGCAACGCUGCGAUCAAGCGUCAGUGGGGCUCCAGCUUCAAACCCUGUCGCGGAUUGGCUGAAGACCGCGCCGCGGGACCGACCUCACUCGUCCUCCUCGUCGAUAAUGACUCGCAAUACAACAGUCUCAGCAACUGCGACCGUGACGACGAUGACACCUCGCACAUGGGCAACAAACAGCGGCACCACCACUGUGGGAAACAGGCAACCUCAGGGCACAAUUUCCGCCCGCCCAGCAAAGGCGAAGGUGCAUCGUGGCGAUGGUGCUUUGGUUCUUUCUAAGGAAGAGUAUCAGCGACUCCGCCAACUUGUUGCAUCGGCGUGA
Molecule: messenger RNA, 858 nt
Organism: Trypanosoma rangeli
Lineage: Eukaryota; Euglenozoa; Kinetoplastea; Trypanosomatida; Trypanosomatidae
Exons: 1
Coding region: 1-858 (285 amino acids)
Source: RefSeq, a predicted model, not a curated record